AUGAGCGGUGGUUAUGAUGACCAGACUGCCAAUGAUGAGUUCCUUGCCAACGCUCUUCAGGAGGAAGAGAAUGAGGCAGUGAUUGAGGGUGAGGAAAGCGAGGAAGAGACCACAACAGAUGAGGAGGUGGUUAUCACCUUGACAGAUGGGAUGAUGACAAAGAUUUCCAAAGGCUAUGAUGUGCCCGAUGCCUUCAAGCAGUCGUUGCUGGAUUGCACAGACCCGAAUGAGAUGCAGGGGAUGAUUGACAACAUCACUGCACUGUUGAACAGUGAGACUGCCAAGAUGCGCGUUGUGAGUGCUUCCAAGCGUCAGUCGGAGAAACUGAUUGCCAAGAGCAAUGAGCCCGUGAAGGUCAAGGGUGAGAGCGUCAAGAAGAAGGCUGGGAAGGCUACUUACACAGUGGUUGUGAAUUACAACGGCAAGGACUGUGAGAUUGAGUUGAAGGGUCGUGCCACCUUCAAGAUGUUGCGUGAGAAACUUCGCCUUCUCUAUCCUGAUGUCUUUGGCAGUGAUGCGAAGAUGAAGCAGAAGAUGACCUUCAAGGUUGUGGGCAAGGAGAAGUCAAUGAAUGCCAGUGGUCGCACGGAAAUGUUGGCUUGGGGUGCUUCGCACAACCGUCCUUUGGUCAUUCGUGCUGUUGAUGGAGCACCCCCAUCAGAGGCGGCUGGUGCAUCUUCAUCAUCCACCGCCCCCAAGACCAAGGCGAAGCCGGAGAAGAAGUCCAAGAAGGAUGACAAGUCUGACAAGACCGAUGGCAAUGAGAAGGACACCAACAAAGACCAGAUUUGCGACAUCCUGAUUGAGCAUUGGGCAGAGGUGGUGAAAGAGGCAACAAUGUCUUCGUCGCCUUUUGGAGACGGAGGUCGCAAAGGCAGUCAUCGUCGUGGCUAUGAUGCUGACGAUGGCAACGGUGGUGGAGACGACAACCCAGAACGCGAUGAACCUGAACUGGGCGACCCUGCUGACUAUGGUAUGGGGGACUUCUACUUGACUGUCCAGAAGACCUACAACGGAAAUUCCUUCAAGAACUACCAUCGCUAUGGUGAAAGCGAUGUGCUCACAGGUGGUGCUGGGUUCAUUCCUUUUCGCAAACCACACCUCAAACGUGAGGAUGCCAUCACCUAUAUGAAGGAGGAGCAGAAGAAGGCUUUGGAGACAAAGCCGGAGUUGGUUGUUCCUGAUGCCGACCUUCCUGACAAUUUUCGUCAAUUUUUGCACGGUGAGAAGUCCAAAAUGGACGACAUUUUGACCUUGAAGACACGUCUUGGAGGUGAAUUCAUGAAGAGUCCUUUGCGUCAGGUGAGUUUGGAAACACUCGCCACAAUCAAGAAACUGUUUGAAAGCAACCGCGGGAAGAAAGGUGAGAAGAACUUGACAAUUCCAGAAAAGAUUGAGAAAACCGUUCGUUUGAUUUAUCCACAAGUUGCUUUGAUGGAUAAAUGUUGCAACAAGCUCUUUGAGUUCCAAAAUGACCGGAUGAAAGAUUUGAUGUCAAUGUUUUGCGACGAAUUCAACACAUACAGCGAAGAGCACGGCAGUGCCAACAUUGACAUUCAGAAAUUUGUUGCUUCCAUUCAAAAAGAGAUUGACAGGUUUUGGCCGGGCAUUGCUCGCUAUGUGGGGCGAGAGCGCUUGCAAAGCCAGUUGCAAACGCAGGGCGUGCCGACGAAGCCAUUGCUUCCCAUCGGCUCGAAGGUCACUGUGAAGACGAAGCGGUGGCAUCGAAUUGGCCAAGGUCCCACUUCCGCAGCAGAACCCCACCUGCUACCUCGACCAGCUAAAUUCUUAAAGCUAAAGCUUGACCGUGGGUACCAAGCUCCUGGAUCUGGGGGAGAUGGUGGAUCUGGGGGAGAUGUUGGCUCUGGGGGAGCUUCUGUCGAUGGUCCUGCUGAUCGUGUUUUGGACGGAUAUGGAAACGUUGUCCCAUUUUGGGGAGAUGAGCCUGAUGAUGUGCCAGCCCUUCAUGCAACGCGGGAGAGACAGGGAUCUGGAGCGGCAGCACAAGGUCUUGGAGAGACACCGGAUGGCUUCAUUGGUGCAGAACUCAAUGGAGCAGAUGGAGUUCGGAUUCGAGCACUUUUGAAAAAAACUGGAGCCAAAAAGUGGCAGUGUGCAAUGGUGGACGUCAAGACCGCCUUCUUACUUGCACCACGGCGAGAGGCGGACACGAAAUUGCUGACGGUGCGUCCUCUCACUUCCAGCCCUUCGAAUUCGAACACCUAUAGAAAUGACCUUUUGAAGAUGUUGCAGUGGAAUUGCGAUGGACGUAAGCUGCAACUUUUGGCCACACCUGAGCCAAACCUGAUGAAGGUGGUGACCGUUGGUGGUCCUGAAGAUGAAGAAGCAUUGGUUCCUGAUCUUCUUUCUCGGCAUCCUGGAGUGAUCUGCAAGAGUACACCUUCCCCUGGAGUUUUGGAUGAAGAGCUUGAGAGCGAGGUCAGCAUUCAAGAUGUGCGAGCUGCUCAAGGCAUUGUGGGUGAGCUGCUGUGGCUGUCUUGCCGCACACGUCCUGAUUUGAGUUUUGGAGUUUCUUGGAUGGGUCGAAUGGUAACCCGUGCGCCUCGUCGAGUUUGCUGUUAUGGGGAGCACAUGCUAGGGUACCUCAAAUCCACGUAUGACAUGGCACUUCACUACGGUCUUUGCGAAGGUGGGCAUGGAGAAGAUUCUGAGUUGGCUUUUUCCAGGUCGAUGUUGCGGCUGGAAGUGCGCUCUGAUGCCUCCUUUGGUCCAGCUGGCGGCCGAGGCCAUCAAGGUCUUAUAGCCAUGUAUGGGGGGUGUCCCAUCCAGUGGGAAUCAAAGCAGCAAGCUUUUCGGACUCUAUCUACUUCGGAGUCAGAGCUCUUGGGGUACACAGACGCAAUGACCCUGGGCGAAACAAUGUCUUCAGUGUUGAACACUUUAGAAAGCAACAAACUUUCUGAAGAGGGCGACAAGGUCCUCUACGGGGACUAUCAAUCUGGUCUUCAGUUGCUGGAAAGCCCAGACGGACCAUGGCGGACGAGGCACUUGCGUCUUCGAAGCUUUGUCCUCAGAGUAAGGAUGAAGUGGGGCUUGUGGAAGGGCCGACAUGUUCCUGGUGCUCAAUUGGCUUCCGAUCUUUUGAAGAAGGCUGUGACGUCAAUGCCGUCAUGGACGAAGUUCUACAACUUCAUGAGCAUGUACCGCUUGAAUGAAUUCGGUGCUGCAGAAUCUAGUAGUUGUACAGAAGGUAGGGUUACAGCCAAGGUUGCUGGAGCAGCUCUUGCAGCGAUCAUAGGUUUGACUGUAGUGACAACUAUGCCCAAAGAGGCUGAGUUGACCAAGGUAGCUUGUGCAGGUGGCGUAGCUGCAUUAACAGCUUGGUUAGUGAAAAAACUUGGCCCGGGAGGCAUCAAGAACGUUGUGAGGGAAGACCCUAAUUAG
Messenger RNA from Cladocopium goreaui, 3405 nucleotides. Lineage: Eukaryota; Dinophyceae; Suessiales; Symbiodiniaceae. The record is from the annotation of a GenBank genome assembly.